AGAAAAAUAAUGAAAAACGUCUCAAUCUUUCUGAUUGUUUUUGGCCUUUGCAUGAUUGGUGAUGUAUAUGGGAAAAAGUCUAUGAUUACAGUCAAGAAUGAAUUCAGUCCCAAAAGCAGGCUAGUCCUCAAGGUGCAUUGUAAAUCCAAAAACGACGAUAUUGGUAUAAAAUAUCUCGAAAUUGGAGAAAUAAUGUCAUUCAGCUUCAAGACAAACUUUUGGGGAACGACGGAAUUUUGGUGCGACAUAUAUAAAGGACCUGAUUAUAAGCGUUUUAGAGGUUUUACUGCAUAUCAAGCGAAAGGUUUGUUCGUUAAGGAUGGAUCAUCGUAUAAUUGGUUAGCUAGAGAUGAUGGAAUCUAUUUUCAUAAGAAUUUGUUGCCUACUUACUUUAAGUUAUAUUGGAAAUAAUAAAAGAAAAAAAACUACUACUUUGUUGAUGCAUGUAUUUCAACAAAGUAUUUGUAAUUUCUUUGAUAAGGGAAAAACAUUCUCAUGACGUUGAAGCUCGGGAAUUAGGAUGUUUUCGCGACAAAAAUAGAGUUUAUUUAUUUUAUAAUUGCGUCUUGUGAAA
This is a messenger RNA of Arabidopsis lyrata subsp. lyrata, 574 nucleotides long. RefSeq names its product S-protein homolog 21. The transcript has a single exon. The coding region runs from base 10 to 411 and encodes 133 amino acids. NCBI's taxonomy places the organism in Eukaryota, Viridiplantae, Streptophyta, Magnoliopsida, Brassicales, Brassicaceae. The record is from RefSeq and is a predicted model, not a curated record.